AUGAAGCAAAUCCUGAACUCCGGAUCACAGUUCUUCAUGGGAUGUCCUACCCCAUGUGGCAAAGAUCUAUGGGUCAAGAACCAGCCUGUUCAGUUACAUGAAGACCCAUGGCAGAUACUUGCGACCAUGAGUAGGUCAUCCUCGUAUCGAGCGGCAGCCACCAUCAACAAUAAUGUCUGUGUCAGCUUUCUGCACAAUACGGACAUUUAUGGUGCAGAAAAUAUUAUCCAGUCCAAGCAGGCUGCAGAAGCUGUUAAUGGAAUCUUGACUGAAUUUGUGUGCACAGUAUUCAAUGAUUACAUCUUUGUGGUGGCCAUGCAGUAUGGAAAAAUGGGAACAUUGAUCUCUGUAACACCUCACAGUGUGGCAAAUGAGAUCAGCAAGCCCACAUUUAGCACAAAGAUCCUAAUGGGAAAAGAUGAGCCUUUCAUCCACGUCUAUGCAAAACAACUUGUGACCUUCGUGUCUGAGGAGUCUGGAAACAGAGCAGUGCUACUUGCAUUGGUCCUGAAUGAUGCAAACAUGAACAGUAUUAAGCCUAUCAAGCAGGUGACUCAGAGCUGCCGACUCUGGUGA
Messenger RNA from Carcharodon carcharias (great white shark), 576 nucleotides. RefSeq names its product proteasome assembly chaperone 3-like. Lineage: Eukaryota; Metazoa; Chordata; Chondrichthyes; Lamniformes; Lamnidae. The transcript is spliced from 2 exons. The coding region runs from base 1 to 576 and encodes 191 amino acids. Gene Ontology annotation, biological process: proteasome assembly. The record is from RefSeq and is a predicted model, not a curated record.